Molecule: messenger RNA, 1138 nt
Organism: Tribolium castaneum (red flour beetle)
Lineage: Eukaryota; Metazoa; Arthropoda; Insecta; Coleoptera; Tenebrionidae
Product: serine protease H29
Exons: 2
Coding region: 30-1097 (355 amino acids)
Biological process (GO): proteolysis
Molecular function (GO): serine-type endopeptidase activity
Source: RefSeq, a predicted model, not a curated record
AGCCGAGGUUAUUUCAAGCACAGUCAACGAUGUUGUCAACAAAAGGUUACUUCCUGUUUUUUCUUUACGUAUCAGUAAGUCAUGCCCAAAUUGUUACCACAAAAGAGGCAUCUAGUUGUGAAUGUGUGCCUUUCUAUCUUUGCAAAAAUGGUAAAAUUAACACCAACGGCAAAGGACUAAUUGAUUUAAGAAUGUUGGAAGGUGAAGACUCUUGUUACAGUAACAUUGACUAUUGUUGCGACAAAUCGCAAAUAACACAGUCAAGGUUAGUGAAAAAUCUCGAGCCAGUGAAAAACGUCGGUUGCGGCUAUCGCAACAUUGAGAUAGCGGAGACUGCAAGUAACCAGUCUCAAUUUGGCGAAUUCCCGUGGAUGGUUGCAGUGUUUCACAAAAGUGAAGGCGGUUCUAAACACUUUUACAAAUGUGGAGGCUCUUUAAUCCACCCUGCAGUCGUCCUGACUGCAGCACAUUGCGUUACUGCGGCUGGAAGUUACAAAAUCAGGGCCGGUGAGUGGGACAGUCAAUCGACCCAAGAACUGUACCAACACCAAGACCGAGACGUAGUCCGGAAGGUGGUUCACGAAAACUACGACAGACGCAAUCUCCAAUACGACAUCGCCUUGCUUUUCCUAAAUUUAAGAGUGGACUUAGCUUCACAUAUCAAUGUUGUUUGUUUACCGCCGCCAGGCACUGAGACCACUUCCGGCAGUUGUUUUGUGAGCGGUUGGGGGCAGAAAGAAUUCGAUAAAAACGAAACCGAACACAUUUUGAAAAAGGUUAAAGUGUCACCAAUGCCCAAGCUUGAGUGUCAUAGGAGGUUCAGGAAAACGAGGUUAAAGGCAUCACGGUUUCACCUCCACCAGAGCUUCAUGUGUGCUGGGGGUGAGGAGGGCGAAGACGCGUGCACUGGGGACGGGGGAGGGCCUCUAGUUUGCCAAAUGGCUGGAACUGAGCGGUUCCAACAAGUGGGGAUCGUUUCGUGGGGGCUGGGGUGCGCCACCAAGGAUGUACCAGGGGCUUAUGCGGACGUCGCGUUUUUGCGAAACUGGAUUGAUAAAAAAAUGAUCGGUACUAGCGGACGUCCUUAUGUUGUGUAGAUUUUUUAUUAUUAAUAAACAAAUAAGUCAAUUAGUGUGAA